This is a messenger RNA of Populus nigra (black poplar), 1556 nucleotides long. Its product is annotated as WRKY transcription factor 23-like. The coding region runs from base 192 to 1157 and encodes 321 amino acids. NCBI's taxonomy places the organism in Eukaryota, Viridiplantae, Streptophyta, Magnoliopsida, Malpighiales, Salicaceae. The record is from RefSeq and is a predicted model, not a curated record. The transcript has 3 exons. Gene Ontology annotation, molecular function: sequence-specific DNA binding; DNA-binding transcription factor activity. Gene Ontology annotation, biological process: regulation of DNA-templated transcription.
CCACCCCAAAAAUCUCAGCUUUGUUUCACACUCAAAACUCUCACUUUCCCUCUCACUUGCCCACCUACCAUAAAAAAUCAGAUCAACCCUACCCUACUCUCGGUCUCUAGAAGAGAAGAGAAGAGAAGAUAAACCCCACACCACUGCUUCUCUUCUGUUUGAUGAAGAUUUUACUGUUUUGAUUUUGAGGUAUGGAGAGGAGAGAAGUUGUGAAGGUUGAGAAAUUUGAUGGAUCUCCGGCAUUUAGUACUACUAAUGAUCAUGUUCAAACUAGCUAUCCAUUUAUGCAGGGUCAAUAUGGUUUUGACUUUGUUGAUGGAGAUAAGAACGCUUUAGGGUUCAUGGAGCUACUGGGUAUGCAAGACUUUAGUCCUUCUUUGCUUGAUAUGAUACAGGUGCCAAUACCACCUGAGCAGGCUCCAAAUGUUCAAGUAGUUACGGAGUCGCCACCAGAGUUGUUGAAUCAGCCUGCUACACCUAACUCUUCAAUAUCGAUUUCAUCGGCUUCUAGUGAAGGUUUGAACGACGAGCCUGUUACUAAGAGUGUUGAUGACGAGGUAGAGGAGCAAGAAAAGAACAAGAAAGAGUUGAAACCGAAGAAGACAAAUCAGAAGAGACAGAGAGAGCCGAGGUUCGCAUUCAUGACAAAGAGCGAGGUUGAUCAUCUGGAAGAUGGGUACAGAUGGAGAAAGUACGGCCAAAAAGCUGUGAAAAAUAGCCCUUUUCCUAGGAGUUACUAUCGUUGCACCACUGCCUCGUGUAAUGUGAAGAAGAGAGUGGAGAGGUCUUUCAGUGAUCCAAGCGUAGUUGUGACCACUUAUGAAGGUCAACACACCCAUCCUAGCCCGGUCAUGCCUCGUCCAAACUUUACUGGACCUGCAUCUGAUUCUGGUUUCUCGUCCACUGCUGCCUUUGUGAUGCCAAUGCAAAGGAGAUUAUCUUUCUACCAACAACAUCAAAGUCGACAACAACAACCACCUUUUGUCAACAGCUUCUCACCUUUGGGUUUUGGUUACAAUGGAAGCACCACAAAUGCUGCUGCGAUUAAUUAUCUACAAUAUGAGAAGCGCUUUUGCAGCAGCUCAGGGUCGACUUUUCUCAAGGAUCAUGGGCUUCUUCAAGAUCUCGUCCCCUCCCAUAUGCUAAAGGAAGAGUAGAGGAGAAGUCUGUGUUACUGCUUUGUAGUUUCCCUUUAACUGACUUCUCUAAAAGAGUUGCAGAUGAAAGACCCCUUAAUGAUAUGGCAUCAUGGUAUGUAAUGUCUUACUGACUUCCUGGUCGUAAUUUCUCUUGCAGACUUGCAGUUGUAGAAGAACUCGAACUUCUUCAUCUUAUGGCUUUUUAGCCAUUAUCCAGUUGGGUUCAGUUCUCUAGUUUUUUUUUUUUUUUUUGCACCAAUCUUCCCUUAGGUUGUAUGUAGAGAUAGAUUACCAUGUGGAGUAAACUAUAUAAGCUAAAAAGAGUUUGCUUCUCCUUCAAUGCUUCUUACCUUCUCGUUUGUCCUUUACCAUUUGUUUUUGUUGUCGAAGGAAUGUGCAUUGAUUUCAUGGACUGAA